AUGACCACAACUUGCCGGUUAUUAUGCUCUGUGAUAUUCCUCACAUUUGUCAUUGCAAGAUAUGAAGAUAAAUACGACCGCUCAAAAAUGCCAUGGGACUUGCGCCCAAUCGAUCGGUUCAUCGGAUUGUGGUCGUUGACGGGGUCAAAUGGAAGGCAACGUGAUCUACCGCCACCAUCACAAAUCGAUUAUGCAAUCAAUCCGAUUCCAAAGUUUGGAGCCAGAGCAGUGAAUAUCACCCACACCUACUUCGACCGCAACAGCGUUGUCCGUCACGACUAUGGAUUCAUGCCGGUCAAAAACGCGACCCGUAGAGACCCCCGUGUCCAUGUCGCCUACCUAACCACAUCUUCUCAAGGAUGGUCAAUGAUGGAGCAGGGACAAGUGAAGGAGGGAAAGAUGACGUUCCAUUUGAAACAAUUCAUGAGAAGAAGCUUUGAUGUUGGGAAUAAUAACAAUUUGGAGGUCAGAGAGUUCGAGAGACAACUGGAACUUCCGGAUUAUAAUACAAUGAUUAUGAAGAUCCGCGCCGAGACCGCCUACGACACCGAGUCCUACACAGCCACCUACAAGAGAGUCUACUGA
Caenorhabditis remanei is the source of this 585-nucleotide messenger RNA. RefSeq lists its product as uncharacterized. The transcript has 5 exons. The coding region runs from base 1 to 585 and encodes 194 amino acids. Lineage: Eukaryota; Metazoa; Nematoda; Chromadorea; Rhabditida; Rhabditidae. The record is from RefSeq and is a predicted model, not a curated record.